This is a messenger RNA of Engraulis encrasicolus (European anchovy), 1774 nucleotides long. RefSeq names its product tripartite motif-containing protein 16-like. NCBI's taxonomy places the organism in Eukaryota, Metazoa, Chordata, Actinopteri, Clupeiformes, Engraulidae. Bases 101 to 1774 code for a protein of 557 amino acids. The transcript has 6 exons. Gene Ontology annotation, molecular function: protein binding; zinc ion binding. The record is from RefSeq and is a predicted model, not a curated record.
UGCAGAUGGUGAAACUUGGGUGAUUGUUGCCGCCACUUCCCCACGAAUCAUCCACCGUACAGGAUUUGGAGUGGACGUCUUCUGGAGCAGUCGAGGGAAAAUGACAGAAGCGACGUCAAGUAAACAAGAUCUUUUUACGUGUUCUAUUUGCUUGGAUCUUCUGAAUGAUCCAGUGACUCUCAACUGUGGACACAAUUACUGUUCGGGCUGCAUUAACGGCUGUUGGGAUCAGGAAGAUCAGAAGGGAGUCUACAGUAGCUGUCCCCAGUGUAGACAGACAUUCACUACGAGACCAAAUCUGAACAAAAAUAAUGUUAUUGCCGAACUUGUGGAAGAAAUGAGGAGGUCUAGACCUGCAACUCAGUCUGGGGAUCCUGCGGACGAUGGAGAUGUGGAGUGUGAUAUUUGCUCCGGGAGAAAACUCAAGGCUGUGAAGUCCUGUCUGGAUUGUGUGCUGUCAUAUUGUGAAACUCACUUUGAAGCUCACAAUGAACUUCACCCGCGCAGAAGUCACACAGUAAUCGGCGCCACUGAUCAGCUAGAGGAAAUGAUUUGCUCUCGUCAUAAGAAAGCUCUUGACAUAUUUUGUCGCACUGAUCAGAGUUGUAUCUGUUAUUUUUGCCUGAUGGAGGAGCAUAAAGCCCAUGACACUGUCUCUGCUGCAACAGAGUGGAUCAAUAAAAAGGAAGGAUUGGGCGAGAUCCAGAUGAGAUUCCAGCAGACAAUCCAGAAGAAAGAGAAGGAGGUUCAGGAGCUGAGGAGAGCAGUUGAGACUCUGAAGACUUCAGCACAGUCUGCAGUGGAACACAGUGACUUGAUGUUUGAUGACAUCAUUCGCUCUGUUGAGAGAAGGCGCUCUGAGGUAACUGAGCUGAUCAGAGCUCAGGAGAAGGCUGAGGUUAGUCGGGCUGAAGGACUCCUGGAACAACUGGAGCAGGAGAUCUCUGAGCUGAAGAAGAGAGUUGCUGAGAUGGAGCAGCUUUCACACACACAGGACCCCAUACAUUUCCUCAAGAAUGUAGGGUCCAUCUCUGAUAUUCCUGACAGUAUAAUUCCAACCAGCCUGACUGUCAACUCCAUCCUUUCCUUUGAGUCGGUGAAAACAUCUCUCUCUGAACUGAAGUCGCAGCUGGAGGAGAAAUUAGACUCAAUCUUCAAGCAGGAAUUACUCACAGUAUCUGCAGCAGUGUCUGGAGUACAGGCUGUUGUUACUGAACCAGUGACCAGAGAGGACUUCUUGCAGUAUUACUGCAAUUUCAACCUGGAUCCAAACACUGCAAACAGAUACCUCCAUCUGUCUGAGGGGAACAGGAGGGUGGAGAGGAGAGCUGAGGCCCCCCAGUCAUAUCCAGAUCAUCCAGAGAGAUUUGAUGAUGAUUGGCGGCAGGUGCUGUGUAGAGAGGGUGUUUCUGGACGCUGCUACUGGGAAGUUGAGUGGAGUGGUGAGACGUGGGUUAAUGUAUCAGUAUCAUAUAAAACCAUCAGCAGGAAAGGAAAACAAGAUGAUUGCUGGUUUGGAGAAAAUAAUCAGUCCUGGAGACUAUCUGUCAAGCCCAGAGAGACAUGGUUUGUCCACAAUAAAGACCCCACUAAACUCCCUCUAGUGGCCAGCUCCAGAGUAGGAGUGUAUGUGGACCACAGGGCAGGGACUCUGGCCUUCUACAGCAUCUCUGACACCAUGAUGACACUCCUGCACAAAGUCCAGACCACAUUCUCUCACACUCUCUACCCAGGGUUUGGGUUAUACAAUGGAUCAUCAGUGAAGCUCUUGUGA